Molecule: messenger RNA, 1436 nt
Organism: Prosopis cineraria
Lineage: Eukaryota; Viridiplantae; Streptophyta; Magnoliopsida; Fabales; Fabaceae
Product: GDSL esterase/lipase At5g45950
Exons: 7
Coding region: 237-1265 (342 amino acids)
Molecular function (GO): hydrolase activity, acting on ester bonds
Source: RefSeq, a predicted model, not a curated record
UGAGCGAGGAUCGGUGGUUCGUGGCGUCUUGGACAACCUGUCGAGAAGUAGAUUUUAGUGCUUAAUUUUUUAUCUCCCUCUCUUCUGAGUCAGCUGGCGCGAGGCGGUUCUGGGCGAAGGCGCUUCCGGCGAGAGAGACAAGCCUCAGCGGUUGACAUUGCGAUUAUAGAAGUUGGUCUUGAAGUCAGAGAAGACUCAACCGAUGUGUGAAGCAGACAAUUCUGAUACUUGCUGUAAUGCCAUGGCUUUCACUUUCUGUGGGCGUUCCCAACAUCAGACAACUUGCAAUUCAGUAUAAUGUUUCAUGCAUCUUGGUGUUCGGAGAUUCAAGUGUAGAUCCCGGAAACAACAAUGUUCUUCCCACCUUGAUGAAAAGCAACUUUGCGCCUUAUGGAAAGGACUUCUUCAAUGGCCGACCAACAGGAAGGUUCAGUGAUGGCAGGCUUGCCUCAGAUUUCCUUGCUGAGGCAGUAGGAUACAGAAAAACAGUUCCAGCAUUUCUAGACCCAAAUCUGAAGCUAUCAGACCUUCCACAUGGGGUUAGCUUUGCAUCAGCAGCUACAGGAUAUGACGAUUUUACUGCCAAUAUUUCGAACGUUCUGCCAGUGUCCAAACAACUAGAGUACUUUGAGCAUUACAAGAUCCAUCUGAGAAAACUAGUGGGUGUGGAAAGAUCAGAAUUCAUUGUAAGAAAUGCCCUUUAUAUCAUCAGCAUGGGCACAAAUGAUUUCCUCCAAAACUACUUCUUGGAUCCUACUCGCCCCAAUCAAUUCAGCAUUCUACAGUUCCAGAAUUUCUUGCUCUCCCGCUUUUCUCAUACCAUCGAGGGGAUGCACAGGCUAGGAGCCAAGAGGAUUAUAGUGGUGGGGGUACCACCAAUGGGAUGCCUUCCACUGAUGAAAGCGUUGCAGAACAAGAGAGACUGUGUGGCAAGCUUGAACAGAAUAUCAUACUCAUUCAACUCAAAGAUAUUGCACCAAAUGGCAACCUUGAGGGCAAAACUUGGUGUAAAAAUGGCCUAUGUUGAUGUUUAUAACUCUAUCCUCAAUGCUGUUCUUGACCCCAUCAAGCACGGAUUUGAGGAAGGAUCAAAGGGAUGUUGUGGGACAGGGACAGUGGAAUACGGGGAAUCAUGCAGAGGAUUGGAGACAUGUUCGGAUCCAAGCAAAUACAUUUUCUGGGACGCUGUUCAUCCCACAGAGAUGAUGUACAAGAUUGUGGGUGAAGCAGCCAUUCGUUCUGUCGCUAGAGAACUCACUUCAUAGCUCCAUAAUUAUUCUCUACUACUUGUUUUACAUUAUUAUUAUUAUUAUUAUUAUUAUUAUUAUAUAAGUCGUGUGAUCAAGUUUCAAGUGUAGGAAAAAAUUGUACUAGAUCUAUCAACGACAUGGGAAAAAGUUGGGUUUUACAAGUUUCAAAUGAAAUGCCACAUUCGA